AUGGAGACCAGUACAACGCCCACAGGUGCCUCCUCGACAGCCAACGUGUUCCUUUACCUCCUGGCGAUGUAUGUCGUCCCUUCUUGCUUCUCAAUCGUGCUGAGUCCUAAAGUUCGCUCCUCCAGUGUCCUUCCUCCACUCGCUGUCUUCCUUGAUUCUGCAUGCAGCGUAGACUUCAUAAUCAACAUCUUAUUAACCAUUCUCGGCUGGAUACCGGGUAUUCUCCACGCAUGGUAUACUAUCUCCAAACGGGAGCGUCGCAACGCUGCGGUUGCAAGCACUGCUGCGCCAGCUGCACCAGUUGCACCAGUCGGCGCGACAAAGGCUGCAGCAGCUCCUGUCUCGGCCACAGGCCCAGCAACGAUGACUGCACCGGGCACGGCUGCUGCUACGUAUUAA
This is a messenger RNA of Fomitiporia mediterranea MF3/22, 399 nucleotides long. RefSeq lists its product as uncharacterized. The transcript has 4 exons. The coding region runs from base 1 to 399 and encodes 132 amino acids. The record is from RefSeq and is a predicted model, not a curated record. Gene Ontology annotation, cellular component: membrane. Lineage: Eukaryota; Fungi; Basidiomycota; Agaricomycetes; Hymenochaetales; Hymenochaetaceae.